UUCUGUCAAAAAAUUAAAAACAAAUUCAAAAUUAAAUGUUCUUAACAAAAUAAAACUUGUUACAAAUUUAAUACAAAAAUUGUUUUAAUAUUUAUUUUUUAUUCUAGUUUCUAAGUAGAAUAUAAAAUUAUAUAUAACCAUGGCAUUUUCCGAAUCAUUUGGUUUAGGAAAUAGCACCUUUAUGAAUUUAGAAAGUGAAGUUAAUAAAGCCCUCAAAGUCGAUUCCAAAAAUCCGCCAAAACCAAGUCCAAUGGAUAUAAUUGAUGAAUCGCCAACAAAUUCCAAAAUUAAACCAAAUAAUAAAUCACGUUCUAGACAUCAAGUUAGUAGUUUUGGUGCACAGAGACUAAAAAAAUUCCAUAAAAGUCGAUCUGAUUCGACACUAGAUCAAAAACCAUCGACUUCGAAUCGAUUGAGUAGAUCAAAGAACGAUAAUAAUUGUUCAAAAGAUGAUAACUAUUCAGAAUUUUUUAAAAGCGAAUUUAGUAUAGAACAAAGUCGUGUUAAGCCACCUGACUUUGUUACCACUUCACAAAUUGAAGCGGCAAUUGUAGGAAAUGUUGACAAAGAUCAAAACUCUCCUGAAGCUGGAUUUGGCUUCGAAGAGAGUAAAAUGUUUUCAGAAAUUCUUGCCAAUUUUAAAACCCAACAAAAUGAAGAUGCAAAUAAAUCUGAAGUUUUUGAUUGUCCCGUCUUUUCUGAUGAUAUCCAAGAUUUAUUGAGUGAUAGUAAUCAUUCAUCAAAAAAUGAUAGUCUUGAAUCAAAGAAGAAUGAAAGUUUAAAGAUAUCUAGUUUAUCAGAUGAUGAUUGGAAAGAGUCAUUGCAAUUCUCAGAGUUUCAAGAAGAUUCUCCUGCUUCACCCAAGAAAUCUACUAAUCUUGAUAAAGUUGAAGAAAUAAUAAAUAUUGAUGAUGCCACAUUUAUUUGUCCUGAUGAUGAAGGCAAAGAAUUGGCAGAGAAAACUAUAUUGGAUAUUAAAAAUGAAGUGCAAUUGGCACUUGAAGAAGAAAAAUCCAUUAGUAUGAGAAUGGGAAAUAUAUCUAAUAUCUCAAUUAGUGAGAAAAGUUAUGUUAAAGUUAAUUCACAAUUGGAAAGUGAUCAUCUUUCGGGAAGUAUUAAGUUAAAUCCGAUUAAAUCACCAACAAAGUCAAAUGAACAAUAUGAAAUGAAACCGGAUCUUGAAGAUCUUAAAAGGAUAUCGGCAUGGAAUUUACCUAAAUCGGUUCUCAAGGAAUAUGAAAAGAAACGCAUUAGUAAAAUGUUUGAUUGGCAAAUUGAAUGUCUCAGUAAUCCGAAAGUCUUAUUCGAACACUGCAAUUUGGUAUACAGUGCACCAACAUCUGCUGGCAAAACUCUUGUGAGUGAAAUUCUUUUAAUAAAAACAAUCCUAGAACGAGGGAAAAAGGUCAUCAUUAUCCUCCCAUUUAUUUCGGUUGUACGAGAAAAAAUGUUCUACCUUCAAGAUCUUCUCAUUCCAUCUGGUUAUCGCGUUGAAGGAUUCUUCGGAGGUUAUACACCUCCUGGAGGUUUUGAUAGUAUUAAUGUUGCCAUAUGUACCAUAGAAAAAGCUAAUUCAAUUGUAAACAAAUUACUCGAGCAGGGAAAACUCGAUGAAAUCGGCACUGUAGUAGUUGAUGAAAUUCACUUGAUAUCAGAUCCUGGUCGAGGAUAUAUCUUAGAGUUACUCCUAGCCAAAGUGUUGUACAUGUCAAGAAAAUUUGAUUUAAAAAUUCAAAUUAUAACCAUGUCUGCAACAUUGGCCAAUGUUGAAUUGCUUAAGAAAUGGCUUGAUGCUGAAUUGUAUAUUACCAACUAUCGCCCAGUUGCUUUGCAAGAGAUGAUUAAAAUUGGAACAAAAAUCUACAACAAUAAUUUGGAGUUUAUUCGAGAAUUAGAUACUUCAGAGUUUAAGUCACUGAAAGACUCGGAUCAUGUUGCACAACUAUGCAUUGAAACUCUUUCCGAAGGAUGUUCUGUGGUUGUCUUCUGCCCAUCGAAAGAUUGGUGUGAAAAUUUAAGUGUUCAAUUAGCUGCAGCAAUUCAUACGAUCGGUCGAAGCGGUACAGAUAUAGGCAACAAGCUUAGAUCAAAUAUAAAACGUGAUGCAAUCGAAGAAGUCAAGAAGCAGUUAAAAGAUAUCCCAACUGGUCUUGACUCUGUACUUGAGAAAACAAUUAAUUUCGCGUGUGCCUAUCAUCAUGCUGGCCUAACAACUGAAGAACGCGACAUAAUCGAAGCUUGCUUUAAGAGUGGAGCAUUAAAAAUUAUUGUUGCUACUAGUACGCUAAGUUCAGGUGUUAAUUUACCUGCUAGGCGUGUCAUCAUUAGAUCACCAUUGUUUGGAGGAAAACAAAUGAGUUCGUUGACCUACAAACAAAUGAUUGGAAGAGCUGGACGAACAGGAAAGGAUACUUUAGGAGAAUCAAUAUUAAUAUGUACCGAUAGCAAUGCUCGAAUUGGAAAAGAUUUAGUUUGUGCAGCUUUAAAUCCAAUCUCUUCAUGUUUAGAAAUGGAAAGUAGUACCCAUUUAAAACGAGCCCUUCUUGAAGUCAUUUCAUCUGGUGUGGCUACACAAAAAUCAGACAUUGAAAAUUUUGUUUCUUGUACUCUUCUCAACACUCAAAAGGAAAUCUCUGAAAAGAAUGCUGAAAAUGAUGAUGUCAAUACUAAUCGCAGUUUUAUAUUUGAUUCAAUUGAUUUUCUAAUUGAAUUCGAAUUUAUUCGACUGCAACAUGAUGAAGAGAAAAAUGUUGAUAGUUAUGUUGCAACUCGAUUGGGAAUGGCUUGUUUAGCCUCAUCAAUGCCUCCAACUGAUGGCUUGAUCUUAUUCUCAGAACUUCAAAAAUCUCGUCGAUGCUUUGUCUUGGAAUCCGAAUUACAUGCCGUUUAUCUGGUCACUCCCUACUCCGUUUGCUAUCAAUUGCAAGAAUUAGACUGGCUUAUGUACCUCGAUCUUUGGGAAAAACUAUCUCCAGCAAUGAAAAAAGUAGGAGAACUUGUUGGGGUGAAGGAAUCUUUUCUAGUUCGUGCAAUGCGAGGACAAACCAAACUGGACUAUAAACUUAUGCAAAUUCAUAAAAGGUUCUACACUGCUUUGGCACUUCAGGAACUUGUUAAUGAAACUCCAGUAAACACGGUUGCAGUCAAAUACAAAUGUAAUCGUGGUAUGCUUCAAAGUCUCCAACAAAUGGCCUCCACUUUUGCUGGUAUUGUUACUGCAUUUUGUAAUUCAUUAAAUUGGACAAUGCUUGCAUUAAUAGUUGGCCAAUUCAAAGAACGUCUAUUCUUUGGUGUUCAUCGUGAUUUAAUUGAUUUAAUGCGUUUACCAGAUUUAAAUUAUAAAAGAGCUCGUGUGCUUUUCGAUUCAGGCAUUCAGAGUCUCAUUGAUUUAGCUAAUGCUGAUGUCUUUACUGUAGAAAAGGUUUUACACAACAGCUUGAGUUUUGAUACAGCAAAAAAGUUAGAAAAUGAGAAUGAUUAUGAGAAUAAUCAAAGAAAUAACAUUCGAAAUCUUUAUAUUACCGGAAAAGCUGGACUUAGUGUUAAAGAUGCUGCUAAAAUGCUUGUUGAUGAAGCACGGCAAUUUGUCCAAUAUGAAAUUGGUGGUGGAAAUAUCAAUUGGAGUCAAGAAAAACAGAACGAAGACGGAAAUAAAAAUGAUGGUAGUAGUUUGGAGAGGUCUAAAGAUAAUACCAAUCUAAAGAGAAAAUCUACUGAAAGCUCUGGAAAUUCAUCGCCACCUAAAAUUAAGAAAAUCGAUAAAGAUGUGCAAAAUGGUACUUCUAAGGCACUUUCCAGGGAACCCUCAUCAAGUGGUAUUCAAAACCUGGGUAAAAAUCGGGAAAAGAAUGAAGAGAAAAGUAAGGAUCAGACCGAUAGUAGAGCGGAACGGAAUCCUGCAAAGAUUUCAAGUUCUAGCAGUGGUACAAGUACACGAGGCAUAAGAAGCAUCACAAAAGAGAAAUCUUCUGAACUUAUUAAACAGCAAAAUGGUAGAAUCAGCCCGAUUACCAAUCCCAUUCAAAAGAAAGUUUCAACACCGUUGAAGAAGAAGAGGGAAGACCAUACAAAGGAAAAUCGUCUACCAUCAGAAGGAACAUCUGUUAACCCUAAAGCCAAUAAUGCAGCAAAUUCCAAUCAUAAUAACGAGAUUCCAGUAGUCAGCAGAACAUCUACUGUAGAAUGUAAAACUUCCAAACCCUUGGCUGAUAAUAGGGUACCCACAAAUCAUGGAAAACCUGAAAAACCAGAAUCUAAAUCAAAUGAACAAAUUCCUUCUUACUCUAACGACAAAGUCAAAUUAAUAAAGGCCAACAGCAAACAAGAAGAAAAGCAUUCCAAACCAAUAGAAGACCCAAGUAUUAAAAAUCGAAUAAACAAAGAAAAGCUACAACCACCUCCAGUGAUCAAGGUCCAAGAAAUAAAAAAGAAACAGAAUACUGUGAAAUCCAAUAUCCCUCCAUCAGUCCGGCGAAGUCCUCGCAACCAUUUGCCCAGUUCAACAAGAAUUGAAAAGUCUCAUGAAAAAUCUGCAACAAUCUGCCAUGAAGAUGAUCUCUUCAUGGAUGAUAGUUCUUUUGAAAUGAAUUCGGCAAUAACAAAUGCAAUGGGAGACAAGAAAAAUGAUAAACCCCAAAGAGCUUCUCUCAAUAAAAGUUCAGAUGAAAUCGCUGCAUCUCAAGAGGAGACGGUUUUCCAACCAAAAACACAAAGUACUCGUUUAUUGAGAUCAUAUAGAGAACGACCAGAUCAGAAAACUCCUACUAAACGAACACCUUUGAGAAGAAAAACUGAAGAAGAUCUAAAAUUGUCCUCUCCUCCUGGUCCAUCACGUCAAUUAUCACCACCCAAACAGAAAGAACCACAACAAACAAAUAAAUCAAAUACUUUGGAAGUUUCUGAUUUAUCAUUAGGAAAUUCUUUAAUGCAAAAUCCAAUUCAAUUAAAUUCCUCACAUAUUUUGAGUUCAUCUAAAGUUGAUCCAGAUGCUUUGUCUUUGAAUUGUAUACAAAUUGUAGACAUUUGUGGAAGUGUGAUGUUAUUUAAAAAUGCCAUCAAAGAAUUAAUGGAAGCUAAGACAAUUGGUUUUUCAAUUGGUUUGGAGAAACAACAAAGUAAACAAAAACCAUUGAUUGGUUCGAAUUUGUUGAUUAAUCAAAUUGGUUCUAAAGAAAAUAAUAAAAAUAACAGAGAAGCAGAAAUGGAUUUUCAAGUUGAUGAUUCGUCGUAUGUGUCAGGAGUUUCGAUGGUUAUUAGUGAGAAUUUUGCAUUUUAUUUGAAUUUACAAAUUGAAAAUACUGGCAAAGGAGUUACGAAAGAUAUGAAAAUUGAAGCUGUAAGAGAGUUUUGCAAAAAUAGUGAAUUAACAUUGCAAAUAUUUGAUGCGAAAGAGCAAUUAAAAGUUUUGAAACAAAUUAUGCCAGAUAUUGAUGAAAUACAAUGUAAAAUUGAAGAUCCAAAAGUAGCAAAUUGGCUGUUGCAACCGGAUCAUAUGAUGAGCAUGGUGAAUUUGGCUCAACAAUUUGCGCCAGAAUGUAAAGCCUUUGUUAAACUAACCGGAAGUAGUCGUGGAUACAACAGCAUCGGUUUAGAUUUGAGUAGUGCCAUAUUUGGUAAAAUUCGAUCAUCCAUAGAAGCAUGUGUAACAAUGCACAUUUUAAAAGGACAAAUUGAGAAUCUACAACGAAUUGGAACUGGACAACUACAUAAAUUCUUUAUUGAAUUGGAAAUGCCUCUCCAAAUGUCUUUGUGUGAAAUGGAAAUUUAUGGAUUCCCAACAAAUGAAUCUCAUUUGCGAAAACUCUUCCAACAAAUGAUGGACACAAUGAAGAAACUCGAAACGAAAAUCUAUGAAACUCAUGGAUCUAAAUUUAAUUUAGGUUCAGCAUCUGCUGUUGCAAGAGUCGUAGGUUUACAUCGCAAAGCCAAUGGUCGUAUUUCGACGUCUAAACAGAUUUUAGAAAAAAUAGACUCACCAAUUGCUCAGAUGAUUGUCAUUUACAGAAAAUUAAGUGUUACUGUGACGAAGACAAUCCAACCCUUAUUACGAUGCAUAGUCGAUAAUAGAAUAAGAAGUAAUAGCAUAACAUUUACAAGCACUGGGAGAAUCUCCAUGCAGGAACCAAAUUUGCAAAAUGUGGCUAAAGACUUUGAAGUCACAAUUGGUUCUUCUGAAAAGAUCAAAAUUUCAUGUCGUAGUUCCUUUUCCCCGCCAAAUGGCCGAUGUUUAGUAUCUGCCGAUUUCUGUCAACUAGAAAUGAGAAUCUUAGCUCAUUUAUCACAGGAUCCUCCACUUUUACAAGUAAUGAAUUCAGAGAAAGAUGUCUUCACAGCCAUUGCAGCAAAGUGGAAUAAAGUCACAGAGAAUAGUGUCUCUGAAGAACUUCGAAAUGGCACCAAGCAGAUUUGCUAUGGAAUUGUUUAUGGCAUGGGUAUGCGAGCUCUGGCUGAAUCAUUAAAAUGCAAUGAACAAGAAGCCAGAACAGUUUCGGAACAAUUUCAUGCUGCAUAUCCUGGAAUCCGUCAAUAUACAGAAAAAGUAAUGAAAUACGCUCGUCAACAUGGAUAUGUUGAAACAAUAACAGGACGAAGAAGAUAUUUAGAAAACAUUAAUAGCGGUGAAUCCCAGUUAAAAAGCCAAGCUGAACGACAAGCUGUAAACUCAACAAUUCAAGGAUCAGCUGCUGAUAUAGCAAAAAGUGCAAUUUUGCGUAUGAAGAAAAACAUUGCAAAAUAUCGUGAAAAAAUUGGUUUAACAAGUCGUUGUGUAAAUUUGGUUUUACAUUUGCAUGACGAAUUAAUAUUUGAAGUUCCUGAAGAUAAAGCUAAAAAAGUUGCCAAAGUCUUAAGCAUUACAAUGGAAAAUUGUGUUCGACUAAGUGUUCCAUUGAAAGUUAAACUUAAAAUUGGGAAAUCGUGGGGUGAUUUGCGAGAAGUUAAGUUAUAAGUUAGUUUUUU
Messenger RNA from Episyrphus balteatus (marmalade hoverfly), 6957 nucleotides. RefSeq names its product DNA polymerase theta (gene DNApol-theta). The transcript is spliced from 15 exons. Gene Ontology annotation, biological process: double-strand break repair via alternative nonhomologous end joining; DNA-templated DNA replication. NCBI's taxonomy places the organism in Eukaryota, Metazoa, Arthropoda, Insecta, Diptera, Syrphidae. The coding region runs from base 140 to 6946 and encodes 2268 amino acids. Gene Ontology annotation, molecular function: ATP binding; DNA-directed DNA polymerase activity; DNA binding. The record is from RefSeq and is a predicted model, not a curated record.